CUGGGCGACGUCACACUGCCUGGAACCCUCGUGAUCAAAGCGGACCGACGUCGAACUCUCCUGCCGGACUGGUUUCACUUCAGUCUUCUAACAAACACCUUGACGGCAUGGAUUGCGGCAUCAUCACGUCCAAGACGGUCCUUCUCUUCCUCAGUCUGGUGUUCUGGGCUGCAGGUGCCGGCUUAGCCUACGUUGGCUCCCAGGUAUUGAGCAGCUAUGACACCUUUGAGAACUUCAUCCAGAACAAGUACACUGUCAUCCCGGCCGUGGUCAUCAUCGGCAUCAGUGUGGUCAUGUUCAUCUUUGGCCUGCUGGGAUGCUGCGCCACCAUGCGAGAGUCCAAAGUGGGCCUGAGCUGUUUCUUUCUGAUCAUCAUGGUGAUGUUUGCGGCCGAGGUUGCUGUGUUGGUGCUGAGCUUCAUCUACCAAGGCAAAGUAAACGGAGAUUUGGAGAACUCCAUGAACAGCGUCUUUGCAAAGUAUGACGGCGAGGACCCGGAGACCAGAACUGUGGACUUGCUGCAGACUAAGUUGCAGUGCUGUGGCGUGAGGAACUACACCAGCUGGUUCAACACGACUUGGUACCAGAGCCACAACGGCACAGUGCCCGAGUCCUGCUGCAAAAAUGUCAGCACACCGUGCACUGGCAGAUUGGACCAGUUAAAUCUGCUCAACUUAGAGGGUUGUGAAGCCAAGCUGGAGCACCUGGUGAAGGACUUGCUGAAGUAUGCCAUGCUGGUCAUUCUGGGCUUUGCCAUCAUCAAGUUCUUUGGCAUGCUGAGCGUGUGCGUGAUUGCCUGUAAAAGCAACAGCCGGAGGAGCGGCUACCAGCCACUUUAUGCCUAACCAAAAAAUCUUUGACUUCACCACCUCGUAUCUGUUCAUUAUUGCUGUUUUUCAAUGUCCAUCAUAAAUCAAUGUCAUAUUGAUGAAAAGCGAAAAUAUCUUGCAUGGCUGUCAUUUUUGAGCAUUCGGCUGAACAACAUUACUACAAGUAUUUCCUUUUUCUUUUGCACCACCGUAUUGAACUCACAGUUGUUUUAAAUAGCUACACAUGGAUUGAAGUUUUGGAAUGCACUGCAUUUAAUGCUUUAUGUUGGGUUGCAAUAUUUAUAGCCGACUUGAUUCAACUAAUCACUAUAAGGUUUAUUUUAAUGAGGAUGCCAUUUUUUAGGUGAGUUAUCUAUUAAAUAUAGUCGCAGCUCCAUAUGGUUAUAUUGUCUUUCUAAAAUAAUAAAGUGAGAAAUUCACAAAG
Molecule: messenger RNA, 1254 nt
Organism: Syngnathus typhle (broad-nosed pipefish)
Lineage: Eukaryota; Metazoa; Chordata; Actinopteri; Syngnathiformes; Syngnathidae
Gene: tspan36
Product: tetraspanin 36
Exons: 7
Coding region: 108-845 (245 amino acids)
Biological process (GO): protein localization to plasma membrane; regulation of vascular endothelial growth factor signaling pathway; protein maturation
Cellular component (GO): membrane
Source: RefSeq, a predicted model, not a curated record